Messenger RNA from Linepithema humile (Argentine ant), 1199 nucleotides. RefSeq lists its product as uncharacterized. Gene Ontology annotation, molecular function: lipid carrier activity. The record is from RefSeq and is a predicted model, not a curated record. Gene Ontology annotation, biological process: lipid transport. Lineage: Eukaryota; Metazoa; Arthropoda; Insecta; Hymenoptera; Formicidae.
AUAUGUAAACGUACAUCAAAUGCAGAUGCAAUACAACUCAAUAUAAACGCAAGCAUCCUUAAACAUUAUCUUGUUAAAUUCUCAUCAUGUUCCUAUAUAGUGAUGUUUGCGAGUAUAAGAAGAGUAGUAUCAGCGUAUGUGCAGUGUGCAGUGAGACACUUCACAAGAUGAAUGUCACCGUCAUUCCGUUCUUCCUAGCGGCCAACGUGAUCGUCAAUGAUACAUCGGAAUGGGUUUUUGGACCGGAAUAUUUCUACAAUCUGAACUUAAACACCACUUAUGUAAACGUCCCGGAAAACUUUUCCAUGCCUAACGAAGUGCGGUUGUUCAUGACGAUGAAGUGUCGUCCUAAAAUACCGAACCGUCUCCUUUGUCUCAUUCUGAAUUCAACGUAUACAGAUUCCUACAGAGGACUCCUGCAGAGCUUGACAAGAACGACCUCAUUUCCAUCGUUCGAGAUUAAAUAUAACAAACGCGGUAUAGAGAGUCUAUUAAUCAACUCAACAUUUGUGAAUGCAAAUGAGGGAAAGUUCAAUGUCAUCAAGAGAAUCGCCAAUCAGUUGAAUCUAGGUGUCAAUCUGAAAAGGAAUCGCGACACAUCACGUUUCAAAGGCGUGGAGAACACGUCAAUGGGUAUUUGCACGACCAGAUACGAGAUCAGCCGUAAUGAAUCCGAAACAGAGCCGGUCAAAGAGAAUAUCGAUUUUACACUCUUCGUACUACCGAUGACUGACGCAAAACCUGGAACGACUGUUUCAAUCGAGAAGUAUAGAACGAGAUGCAUCAAUUCACCGCGUCGUUUGUAUUCGCGAGUCUUAAAAAUGGAGAGAUUCUUCAGCAAGAUGCAGAUCGGCGACGGAUUCGAAAGCUUCAGCAAACUGGAUGGAAAAUUAAGAACAUAUUCGACCCACUCUAACGAAACCUUCCUUUUACCGUUUAACGAUGUCAUGCAUCUCAAUCUAAUCAGCAUCAAGCCCGCACAAAAUGACAUUCCUAAUAUUGACUCUGGCAAAUUGUACGAACUAAAUAUUAACACUGCACCUGACCAAGAAAGUUAUGAAUUAUAUGAAUAAGAUAAGCGCGCUUUAUAUGGCAUUCAUAGAUAGAUUAUGUAUAUGAGAAAAAUUUGUCAAUGUUAGAUGUUUAAUUAAUUUAGAUGAAUUCUGUGAAUAAAGAUUAAUAUACAGCAUUUCGUGAAA